Molecule: messenger RNA, 2060 nt
Organism: Frieseomelitta varia
Lineage: Eukaryota; Metazoa; Arthropoda; Insecta; Hymenoptera; Apidae
Product: glucose dehydrogenase [FAD, quinone]-like
Molecular function (GO): flavin adenine dinucleotide binding; oxidoreductase activity, acting on CH-OH group of donors
Source: RefSeq, a predicted model, not a curated record
GUCGAGCAAAUCAUCGUAAAGCACAAGAAGCGCAAACGACGAGUCAUCAUUUCUAAAGAAAUAUGUCGUGGGUACCUCCAACUCUAACAAGCGUUUGCUCAACUACUCCAGUACUGUCAUCCUGUCAACCAUCCAAUCUUAUGUUUCUCACAAUAGUUACUAAUCUAUUAGGUCAUUCCAAAGACAAUUCCUGUCCAAAAUAUAAUACAGAAGAGGAAUACGAUUUUAUAAUCGUGGGAGUUGGAUCAGCCGGAUGUGUUCUUGCAAACAGGUUGAGCGAAGUAAAACAAUGGAAGAUAUUACUAAUUGAAGCUGGCAUUGAGGAACCAGAGGUAGCUGGAAUUCCAGGUUUCGCCUAUAUGUUACCGAGAAGCAAUAUCGAUUGGAUUUAUCACACACAACCGCAGCAAUACGCUUGUCAAUCCAACAAAGAGAAAGAGUGUGUGACCCCAAGGGGUAAAGUCAUGGGUGGUUCCAGUACUAUCAAUAUGAUGAUGUACGUUCGUGGAAACUCAAGAGACUACGACGAAUGGGCAGAAGCAGGAAAUUGUGGCUGGAGCUACGAAGAAGUUUUACCAUACUUUCUGAAAUCAGAAAAUAAUUUGGAUCCAGAGGUAGUGAAAGAGAAUCCACGUUACCAUAGCCAAGGUGGUUACCAAUCCGUAGAACGAUUUCCGUACAACGACAUCAACAACGAUAUCAUACUGAAGGCAUGGCAAGAACUUGGUUACGAACUCGUAGAUGUCAACGCAAAUAACCAAUUAGGUGUGACGAUUCUACAAACAACCUCCGCUAAUGGAACACGUCAAAGCACUAACAAAGCGUUCAUACAACCCAUCAGAUGCAGUCGCAAGAAUCUAACGAUUAAAACUGAAUCAUACGUUACGAAACUACUAAUAGACAGCAAAACAAAACGUGUAACAGGCGUCGAAUAUACUUCAAGAAACAACCGAACUAAAUUAAAUACAGUUGUUGUUAAAAAAGAGGUGAUUCUCUCAGCUGGAUCCAUUAAUUCUCCAAAAAUCCUUAUGCUCUCUGGAAUUGGUCCAGCAGAAGAAUUAGAGAAAUACGGUAUUCAAGUAAUUAGUAACUUAUCGGUUGGAAGGAACCUUCAGGAUCAUGUAAUGACGACUGGUCUUGUAAUUGGACUAAAUUUUAUUUCCACGUAUGAGAAUAUCUCUAUGAUGGAGGAAGACCUUUCUUAUUAUAGCGAGACACAUAGGGGACCUUUAUCUGCAGCUGGUAUUGUCGGGUUCUGUGCCUUCGCACAAACAUCCUAUCAGCACGAAAACGGAGUACCAGAUAUACAAUUUUUAUUCCGUGGUUCCAGUCUAGAAGAUUUUCUAAAUGAUCCAGUAGAAGCUUAUGACACAAGUAUCAGCCCACUCUCUUACUAUAAUUCUAUUAACAUUCUACCAAUUUUGUUGUCGCCUAAAAGCAGGGGAUUUAUAUUACUGAACGGUAGUGAUCUGUGGGGAGCACCCUUAAUUAAUCCCAGGUUUUUCACCAGUAAUCCAGAUUUGGACGUGUUAACGGAAGGUGUGGAAAUAGCUUUAAAAUUGUUUGAUACAAAAUCGUUCAAAAAAUACGACUUUAGAUUGAUUGAUAAACCUUUACCUGGUUGUGAAGAGUUCGAAUUUGGUGAGAGGGAUUAUUGGAAAUGCGUGAUCAUGGAAUAUACAGGCACUAUUUAUCAUCCGGUUGGAACUUGCAAGAUGGGACCAAAGUCGGACCCUGAGGCUGUGGUGGAUGAGAGACUGAAAAUUUAUGGAAUCGAUGGUUUGAGAGUUGUAGAUGCCUCGAUUAUGCCAAAGAUUGUUAGGGGAAAUACGAAUGCGCCUACUAUUAUGAUCGCGGAGAAAGCUAGUGAUAUGAUUAAGGAGGACUGGUUGUCUGACCAUAUUGGAUCUGAAUGAUGUGGCGUGAUGGAUUGAUGAGUCAAGAAAAGAUUAACUGUGGAAAUUAAUUAUCACAAUUUAUGCGCUGUAAUAAUAAAAUAAAUAUUGAAAUAUUAAGUAAUGUAAUAUAAUCUAAAAAUAUACUGUAUGUGUACACAUUAU